Messenger RNA from Onychomys torridus (southern grasshopper mouse), 2558 nucleotides. RefSeq names its product autophagy related 5 (gene Atg5). The coding region runs from base 490 to 1317 and encodes 275 amino acids. Gene Ontology annotation, cellular component: phagophore assembly site membrane; Atg12-Atg5-Atg16 complex; cytoplasm. Lineage: Eukaryota; Metazoa; Chordata; Mammalia; Rodentia; Cricetidae. Gene Ontology annotation, biological process: autophagosome assembly; nucleophagy; C-terminal protein lipidation. The transcript is spliced from 11 exons. The record is from RefSeq and is a predicted model, not a curated record.
GUCACUGGGAUCGCUGUGAGCUCCAGGCCUGCGGGACGGGAUCUCUCUGGUUCGAGGGCGGAAGUGCGCGCAGGGCUGGGCUCUGACCCUGGUGGUGGCGCUCUGUGCGGCUGCGCGGGCUCUGGCACUUGUGCUCCUUCGCCUCUGCAGAACAGUGUGAGUCAGGCAGGCAGAGCUCGACAGAGCGUCUUCCCCACUGUGGGCAGCCGGAACAGAGCUGGCACUUCGGUGCUGGGUAUUGAACCCAGGGCCUCAUCCAUGCUGGACAAGCACUCUGCUACUGUGCUCUACCCCAUAUUUGCUGUUUGGAAUGCUGACCUUCAAGCCAGGAUCUUGAAUUUUUCAUUGAGGUCUUUUACUUCUUCGGGGUUAGUGCGAGCUUAUGGAGAAGUAUUUCACUGGGACAGAGGACUGUUAGUCCACGUUACAGAUUUGGCUUUGGUUGAAGAAAGAACUUAGCAUAUAUGUACUUCUUUACCCACUGGAAGAAUGACAGAUGACAAAGAUGUGCUUCGAGAUGUGUGGUUUGGACGAAUUCCAACUUGCUUUACACUGUAUCAGGAUGAAAUAACUGAGAGGGAGGCAGAGCCAUACUAUUUGCUUUUGCCAAGAGUCAGUUAUCUGACGUUGGUAACUGAUAAAGUGAAAAAGCACUUUCAGAAGGCUAUGAGACAAGAAGACGUCAGUGAAAUAUGGUUUGAAUAUGAAGGCACACCCCUGAAAUGGCAUUAUCCAAUUGGUUUACUAUUUGAUCUUCUUGCAUCAAGUUCAGCUCUUCCUUGGAACAUCACAGUACAUUUCAAGAGUUUUCCAGAAAAGGACCUUCUACACUGUCCAUCCAAGGAUACAGUCGAAGCUCAUUUUAUGUCAUGUAUGAAAGAAGCUGAUGCUUUAAAGCAUAAAAGUCAAGUCAUCAAUGAAAUGCAGAAAAAAGACCACAAGCAGCUCUGGAUGGGACUGCAGAAUGACAGAUUUGACCAGUUUUGGGCCAUCAACCGGAAACUCAUGGAAUAUCCUCCAGAAGAAAAUGGAUUUCGUUAUAUCCCUUUUAGAAUAUAUCAGACUACAACUGAACGGCCUUUCAUUCAGAAGCUCUUCCGUCCUGUGGCCGCAGAUGGACAGCUACAUACACUCGGAGAUCUCCUUAAAGAAGUCUGUCCUUCUGCAGUCACCCCCGAAGAUGGAGAAAAAAAGAACCAAGUGAUGAUUCACGGAAUUGAGCCAAUGCUGGAAACCCCUCUGCAGUGGCUGAGUGAGCAUCUGAGCUACCCAGAUAAUUUUCUUCAUAUUAGCAUUGUCCCCCAACCAACAGAUUGAAGGAGCAGCUCCUCGCUGGAUGGAAUCACCUUGAGUCAGCAUGUCACCCUCGCUUCAGUCAGGUUCGGUGGAGGCAACAGAAACACGUGGCUGCUUGCAAGCCUAGGAGGAAGAAGAGUCCAUGAGAGAGGGCAUCGGGCAGGGCUGACUGGGUACCACCCUGCUUUGCUCCACUGCCGGCACUAAACCUCAGCUGAGACAUGGCAGGGCCGCUAGAGCCUCUGUCUUCUCGUGAAAUGCAAUGCAGCUGCAGCCUUUGCUCUAAGAAAAAAAGGAAACCUGUGCCACAGUUUGUAUGUCUGAUUAACCAAUAAGCGGGGUAUUUCCUAAGGUGACCAUGGUUGAACGUUAGUCAAGAAAGCGGAAACAUUGAGUGAAUUUUCAAGAGAAUUAGACUUAAGAAAGAAAAAGAGAAAUUCUGUGAUAAUAACUUGCAGUAAUCUUUUUGUAAAAGAUCAAAUUACAGUAAACCCAUCUUUCCUUAAUGAGAAUUUCCUGUUUACAGUCAGUCUAUUGGUAUGCAAACAAUCUUGUAACUUUGAUAAUGAACAGUGAGAGAUUUUUAAAUAAAGCCUCUAACUAUGUUUUGUCAUUUAAUAACAUGAAGUUUGUCACUUUUCAAGGACACCCUGAUCCCAUACAGUAAGUCCCUUUUUAUUCUGUGUCCCCUUUCUCACUGGCAUGGCAAGGGUGCAGGACACAGGGUUACUUGUCUCAGGAGUUGUCGCAGGAUUUAUUACUGUGACUUGAAGAUCUGUCUUCUCGACACUAAGGUAUAAAUGAUGUUAACUGUCUUUGCUGUCUGUCGGUCACUGUAAACCUGUCAAAUCAUAUUAUGCCAAGUACCUAAGGUCAUUUUGCAUAUUUUGAAACUGCCAUCCCUUUCCUUUGGUUUUUGUUUGGUUGGUUUGGUUUGGGUUUUUGGCCCCAGGACUACUGUGUCACUCUGGUUCCCUGGCAGCCAGUCUUUAAAUCCUGAAGAUGAACUGUCUCUAGACUGCAGUAGCUUUUCCUUAUCAUUACCAAAAACAUCCAGAGGCUGCUGGAUGGAGCUCCUCCCACUCUAAGGGAAGCUUGCUGCACUCUACGACUGACCGGCUGUUUGGAGAUCCUACAGUUGAUUUGUGAGCUAGCUUGCUGUCCACAUUGAAUGUCAACUCAUCUGAGUAUGCAAAAAGACAGUAUCAUAAAAUCAUGGUUUUAGAUUCUAUAAUAAAAAUGAAUGCUUUCUUAUAAAAUUA